CCAAAAAACAUGACAGGAAGACACAAUCAAGUGGGGGGUCUUCUUUUUGUGUCAAAUUAGGCAAAACAAAGAAGAAAAGAGGAGACCAUAACUCCAUAAGAGCCCACCCCAUAGCUUCCCCUUUAGGGGGAGAUCCACUUCAAUCUCUCUCUCCAGGGUCCGGAAUCCGGAUGCCUCUAAACCAGACUUCAAAAGUUUGACCUAAAUCAGGCUUUAAAAGUCAAAGAUUGAGAUUCAAAGUCAACAAUUAGGGGCUGCUAAAAAGUUUGAAUCUUUGUAAAUCACAACCGGAUUUUUGGAUUUCUUGUAUAUUCGCCAAGAUUUCAUAUGGCCGUUGCAAGGAGUGAAAACGAAUCGUCUUUUAAACUCUUCAACUGCUACAAAGUCGAGAACUUGACCGAAACCAUACUAGAAACUGACCGAAUCUCGAAUUUUAAAGAUCGAUAUGUUCUUGGAAAACAAUUGGGAUGGGGGCAAUUCGGUAUAAUCAGAGAAUGCUCUGAUAAACUAACGGGAGAGGUAUUAGCUUGUAAGUCAAUCUCCAAAAACCGACUCGUAACUGACGAAGAUGUAAGAAGCAUCAAGCUCGAGAUCGAGAUCAUGACUAGGUUGUCCGGGCAUCCAAACGUUGUCGAUCUCAAAGAUGUUUACGAGGAAGAAGAUUAUGUCCAUCUGGUUAUGGAGUUAUGUGCAGGUGGAGAACUUUUUCAUCAGUUGGAAAAACAGGGUCGGUUUUCUGAAUCUGAUGCGCGAGUUUUGUUCAAGGAUUUAAUGCAAGUAGUGAGGUUUUGUCAUGAUAAAGGCGUUGUUCAUAGAGAUUUAAAGCCGGAAAAUAUUUUAUUAGCAACUAAAGCGUCCUCUUCGCAGAUAAAAUUGGCUGAUUUCGGGCUCGCGACUUACAUUAAUCCAGGUCAAAGCUUACACGGGACCGUCGGGAGUCCGUUUUAUAUAGCUCCAGAGGUGCUGGCGGGCGGUUACAACCAAGCAGCGGAUGUUUGGAGUGCAGGUGUCAUUCUCUAUAUCCUUCUUAGCGGUAAACCACCGUUUUGGGGGAAAACUAAAUCGAGAAUAUUUGAUGCCGUACGAGCUGCGAGUCUGCGAUUCCAGUCAGAUCCCUGGAACGGAAUCUCGGAUUCCGCGAAGGAGUUGAUCAAAGGAAUGCUCUGUACUAAUCCGUCUGUUAGAUUCACCGCUCAACAAGUUCUUGAUCAUACAUGGACUAAUGGUACGAAUCUGGUCCCUGAACCACCGCCGAAUCGUGGAGAAUUUGAAAACGUUGGAAACCCGUCAUCCUCUUUGUUCAUGGACCGGAGUGAUGACAUCAGUUUCGGGCUGGGUUCGCCUCUUAUUUUCGAAACAUUCGGUGGCAAAUCAUCGUUUUCUACAUUCCUUGUGGAGCCAGUCGUGAAUUCUUGUGCGUUUUCUUUCCGUAGCAGUGGUGGGUCAUCCAAUACUACUAUAGACUUCUGCACGCCAAUCGGCCCGAUACACUCGAUGCCAAGCUUCACGUUCUUUGGGCCUGGCCCGGAAACCGAAAACGUGCCUUCUGUUGUAUGCCUACUGGAGCAGGAGACUAGAGAAAGGAAAGAGCAGAAGUUGAGUGAGGUGAAAAGGGGAGGCGGGUCGAGGUUAUCGGGUAAUUAUAACAAGCGGAACCGUACGAUUGGACUAGGAGAGUUUGAGGCGAUGGAUCAGGUGGUUGCGGAGUCGAUUAUUCGUUGGGCGUCGUGCACGCAUCUAUCUACUGCUUUGAGGUCUGAUUUUGUUUGCUGAAAAGUGUGACAAUAAUAGGGUUUGGGUUGGUUGAUGGAAGUAGCUGAAGGUUGACCGUAUUUAUGUUAGUUGACUUCUUACUUGUUUAAAGUAGAGAUGUACAAAGGACUGAGACUAUGAUUUGGGCCCAUUUCAUAUAUUUAAGUCCUUGUGUUAACCGGUUUGUCAGUGUUUUUAUUUCACUCUAAGUCAGGGUGUAUAUGGUUGUGUACUUUUUUGGGCAAUUAGUAGAACUGAUUUAUAUAUGAAAUCGUCUAUUCGGUUUGGUG
Molecule: messenger RNA, 2042 nt
Organism: Helianthus annuus (common sunflower)
Lineage: Eukaryota; Viridiplantae; Streptophyta; Magnoliopsida; Asterales; Asteraceae
Product: calcium-dependent protein kinase 6
Exons: 4
Coding region: 328-1773 (481 amino acids)
Biological process (GO): intracellular signal transduction; peptidyl-serine phosphorylation; protein autophosphorylation
Cellular component (GO): nucleus; cytoplasm
Molecular function (GO): calcium/calmodulin-dependent protein kinase activity; calcium-dependent protein serine/threonine kinase activity; calmodulin binding
Source: RefSeq, a predicted model, not a curated record